Molecule: messenger RNA, 3173 nt
Organism: Abrus precatorius (Indian licorice)
Lineage: Eukaryota; Viridiplantae; Streptophyta; Magnoliopsida; Fabales; Fabaceae
Exons: 2
Coding region: 126-938 (270 amino acids)
Source: RefSeq, a predicted model, not a curated record
AAGACCUAAGACCCAAGACCCUAAGUUGUCUUCUGCUCUAAUCCAUUUUGUUUUUUCGACUUCGGUGCCACCGUUGGUUUGAAAUUACUUUACCCUUCAACUUCUGAAGCUUGCUUCUUCCAUCCAUGAAUUCACUCUCUUUGGGUUCCUUCGUUCUUAUAAGCCCACCAGUAUGCAAGUUCAAUCCUCUUCUUCAAACGAAACACCAACCUUUUUCGCAUACUCUCUGUGGCAAUGGUCUCAAUCUCUCUCCCAUUUCUCUGACAUCAAAACCCACUUUGUUGCGAGCCACAGACUCAAACACUGAUGCCCCAGUUUCUAUCCCUGAAGGGGCAGCAUCUUUUGUUCCCAUUGCAGAAAUUAUUGAAAAGGAUUGGUCCCUGCUCGAUAGUGGUGAACCCGGUCCGGAAGAGGAAUUUAAGCGAAGCAUCGAGCGAAUUAUAUCUUCUGGGAAGGUUGAAGAGAGUUCGAGUGUUUUGGUUUCAACUGGGUCUGAAGAGUUUGUAGAUUUCUUGAUGGGGUCUACACCCUGCAAGUCUCUGUUUGUUGUACAUGAUUCGCUUCUGAUAUUGGCUUGUGUCAAAGAGAAAUAUGAUAAGGUUAAGUGUUGGCAAGGAGAGAUUUUGUAUGUCCCGGAGAAAUGGGCACCUUUUGAUGUUGUCUUUCUUUAUUUUCUUCCUGCGUUGCCAUUCAAACUUGAUGACAUUCUGGUGUCUUUGGCUAAGAAAUGUUCAGCUGGUGGAAGGGUGAUUAUCAGUCAUACCCAAGGAAGACAAGUAUUAGAACAACAACGACAACAGUACCCAGAAGUAGUAGUUUCGGACCUACCUGAUGAAACAUCUUUACAAAGAGUUGCAGCUGCUUAUUCUUUUGAAGUGGCUGAGUUUGUGGAUGAACCUGGCCUUUAUUUAGCUGCUUUGAUCUACUCGGGGGCUUAAAAACUAGAGUGGGUGCAUUUGAAUACAUAAUUUGAUCAGACUUUCUAUAUGGUGUUUGGCUUUAUGACUGUUAGCUUAAAUUUUUUGGGUAAAGUUAUAAAAUAAUUUAAUUUGAUCGAUAGGUGAGUUUUUCCCUCACUUGUAAAAUCCAUUGCAUGGUAUUUGGAAGGUUUUUUGUGUCUAAGUUGAAUUUUCCAUUCCACUUCAAACAUUCCAUUAGUCUAACAAAGCUCAACCAAGACCACCUUUCUCCAUUCAACUCGAAUCAAACCAACACCAAGAUUCAUCAUCAAGCACUGCCAUCCCCAAUGGUAAAGACUCAGCAUCCUCACCACCAAAACACAUCCAUAUAAAAAACCACGAUUCACCACCUUCUUCCCCACCAACAGAAGUUACUGGUUCUGCUAUCAACAUUCACGGAGAUGUGGUGGCUUGCUAGACCUUGUGUUGGGAUCUUACUAAGGAGGUCAACUAGCUCUAGUGGUUGAAGCCUGAAGGCUGGAUGAUGCAGUGACUAGCUUUCUGCCAGAGUUCCUUCUAGUUUGAUCAUAGAGCAAGGUUUAUGAUUUGAUUUGGGGCUCUGAAGAUGGUGAUGGGUUUUCUUGUAUUACAGGAUGAUAGUUCUAAUUUUAUGGUUGGGUUGGUGCUAUGAGUUUUUGAUUCCGUUUCUAGCUUGAUGUGCUUCUAAUGAUCUGUGAUUCACAGGGAAGGAAUGGUCCCAAAUGAGAUGAAUUUGCUUUUCCUAAUGCUGGGAAAUAUGCUCUGGAGGUGAGGUGAGGUGAGAAUGCUACAUCUAGGUUUGGUCAAUUACAAGGUUGAAGAUGCGCUUCGGUGUCAAUGCCACUUAAAUUUGCUUCCAUUGUGAAUGAAAAAGGACUGAGGGUUUACAUUUUUUUUUUCCUUUUUGGUCUGUGAAAUCAAGACCUUUUAGUAAGGAAGCUCUCUUUGGUGAGAACAUGGCUUUGGGGAGGAUGGUGGCUUUUAGUGUUUUUCAAUGCUAGUUUUUGUGUGGCUUUUGGAGUAUAGUUUAAGUUACAAGUGCAUCUUUUGUUUGAGGUUUUGAUGGAAAGAUAGUGGUGAGGUUCUUUGACGAUGAACUUUUAUGGGUUUGUUUUUGAGAUUGGAGCAUGUGGGAGGUUCUAGGUCUAAAUUGAUGGCGCAAUUAGGCUUAGAGAUGUGAGAACUUUAAAUUGAUGAGUUGAUUAGGCUUAGAGAUGAGAUGAAAAAUACGAAAUUAGUGAGGCAAUUACGCUUAUUGUAUAUUUGAGAAGACGAAUUGGGCAAGAAGAUGAAUCAAGAGAAGAAGAACGAGGACAAGGGGGAACAUGGAAGAAGAGUUAUGGAUUUUUUGUCCCUUUUCUCAAACAUUGUUCCAUAAUAGGGGAAAUUAAUUUAAAACCAACUGAAUAAUUUAAUUUAAGUUAGAAAAAGUUACUUUGCAUUACUAAUUUGACAUGCCAUGUACAGGAUUGUGUUAAGAAGCUGACCUAUGUAUUUGUUAAAACCACGAAUGCAAUUUUAAUUGUUCAGAAGCUAAUGUAUCAAUCACUAGUGAAUUUGGAAGUUUAUUCAAAUUAUUAGGUAAUUCCCGAAUACUAUACUUAGUACAGUAAAAACAGAACAGUGUACGGUACGUAAUCAUUAAGACGUUGGAUUAAACUUAAAAUGUUAUUAAACAUGUUGGACUCUAGGAAGAGUGAGCUCGACUUUAGGAUAAAUUUCAACCCAGAUGGGUCAUGGAAUUUCUUCAACAAUAUCUAGCAUUAAUGAAAAAAUUAAUGAAAAUGUUACUCAUAAAAUAUAAGUUAGUGUGUUAAAAUAAAAUUUAGAAGUUAUUUACAAAUAGACAAUCAAAUCUAUUAUUUAAUUUAAUAAAAGUCUAAAGAAGUGAAUAGGAUCUUAAAUAAUGAGUGAUAUGAAAAAAAUUAAAUGGAAUGGAAUAAUGUAAAGAUUUAUAUAUAAACAUAAUAUUUAUUUAGAUAUGUUUGAAUUACUUCUUUUUAUAAUGAAAAUGUAUAUAAUUCUAUUCUGGUUUAGUAUAGAAUAAAUUUUUAACUAUAGAAUUGAUUUAAUUGUAGAUUAUAAAUUUAUAAAGUAUUUAUUAAGCUGAAAGAAAAUUUUAUUCUAUUAUAAUAUAGUAAAUUAUCUCAUAUGGUUGUGAAUAUUGAAUUUUAAAAGAACAAUACAAGAAGAAAGUAAAAGUAACUAAAAUGAGAAUGUUAAGGCAGAUAUCCG